GUCAAGUGAACUGAAGUAAUUUUGAGCAUUCACAUACCAAGGCAUUUGUAGUACAUUUGGACAGUUCUCAGGGGGUCACGUCUUCCUACAAUCAUUCAGCUAUUAUGGCGGCAGAACACAGCAGGGAUAAAGAUGCUCGUGAGAAAGAAGAUGAUGAACUGAGCAUUCCCCGUGCAGCACUCAAUAAGAUGAUCAAGGAAUUAGUUCCCAAUGUCCGAGUGUCAAAUGAUGCAAGAGAACUUGUUCUCAGCUGCUGCACAGAGUUUAUACACUUAGUCUCAUCUGAGGCAAAUGACAUUUGUAAUAAGCAGCAGAAAAAGACUAUUUCUCCAGAACACGUGUUAGGGGCACUGGAAAGUUUAGGUUUUGGGGCAUACAAAGAAGAGGCAUAUGCAGUAUUACAGGAAGCAAAAGCUGUUGCAGCCAAAAAACGAAGACAGAGCACAAGAUUAGAAAAUUUAGGGAUUCCUGAAGAAGAAUUGCUUAGGCAGCAGCAAGAAUUAUUUGCCAAGGCACGUCAAGAACAGGCUCUCUUGGAGCAGCAGGAAUGGUUGGCCAUGCAACAGGCAGCACAAGCAGCAGCACAACAACAACAGCAGCAGCAACAGCCACAACAAUCUGUACCACAAUUAAAUGACAGUAAUAAUGAUGAGGAUGAUUAUAGUUAG
Molecule: messenger RNA, 668 nt
Organism: Lingula anatina
Lineage: Eukaryota; Metazoa; Brachiopoda; Lingulata; Lingulida; Lingulidae
Product: protein Dr1
Biological process (GO): RNA polymerase II preinitiation complex assembly; negative regulation of transcription by RNA polymerase II
Cellular component (GO): negative cofactor 2 complex
Molecular function (GO): TBP-class protein binding; RNA polymerase II general transcription initiation factor activity; protein heterodimerization activity
Source: RefSeq, a predicted model, not a curated record